Molecule: messenger RNA, 1416 nt
Organism: Vombatus ursinus (common wombat)
Lineage: Eukaryota; Metazoa; Chordata; Mammalia; Diprotodontia; Vombatidae
Gene: SPATA17
Product: spermatogenesis associated 17
Exons: 10
Coding region: 8-1099 (363 amino acids)
Biological process (GO): mitotic cell cycle; spindle organization; establishment of meiotic spindle localization
Cellular component (GO): spindle pole
Molecular function (GO): protein binding
Source: RefSeq, a predicted model, not a curated record
GAAGGCCAUGGCCACUCUAGUCACUCUGCAAAAUCGGCUCCCGUUCAUUGAAAGCCAGUACUACUAUAGGAACAGGUUUGUAGAUGAAUAUAGAAAAAAAGAAUAUAAGGCUGCAGUUAAAAUACAGAGCUGGUUUCGAGGAUGUCAAGUACGAGCCUAUAUCAGGUAUUUAAACAAAAUGAUGACAAUUAUACAGAAAUGGUGGAGAGGUUAUAUGGGAAGAAAACAGUAUCGACAAAUGGUGAAGACAGCAUAUUUGACUAUGAAGAUGAAUUUCUACAAUGAAAUGGCUGUCAGGAUUCAGAAGUGCUGGCGAUCAUACAAAAUCCAGAAGUACUGCUUUAAUUACUAUUACUUGAAGGAAUAUCUGAGAGCUAUUUCUGACACCAAUCAAGCAAUCAGGGAAGCACUGGAGGAGUUUGCAGAGAUGCAGGGUCGAGAAAAGAAGAAGGCUGACUUAGAGAAGGAAGAGAAGAGAAAGCAGCACCAAGCCCGAAAGACCCAUUACCUUCUCAGCACAAAGCAGAUUCCAGGCAUAUACAACUCACCAUUUAGAGAUCCAGAUCCAAUGGAGUUUGAGUUACAGAAAGUGAGGGCAUUUCAGAUGACAUCUCCAGUCCCUCAGAUUCAGCAGACAGAUUAUGAAGACCUUUCCUCCUGGCUCGCUUGCACGAGUAAGCGUGCUUUUCCACGAUCAGACAUUUUACCACCCAUUAACAGGAAGCAAUGCCAGGGGCCCUUCCGAGAUAUCGCUGAAGUAUUGCAGCAGCGCUACAAGCCUUUGCAGCCAACCUUGCGGGUGGCCACAUCAAUCAAUGCGGUAAAAGAGGCCCAGGAGGAACUCAAAAGGGAGGAAUGGAAAAACCGUGUCAAUGACAAUAUGUUUUUGCCAUUUUCUAAUUACAGCAAGAAUGAAAAGUAUAUCCCAAUGAUUCACUCUUCAACCAAGUAUAAUGGCCUUUCUUAUGGACAAAAACAAUUCCAAGCUGAAGACCCUGAAAAAUGGAUAAGUAACAAAAACUUCCAGACAGUGUUUCCACCAUGUGUUCUCUUUGACAAGUAUGGAAAAGUAUAUUCAAGAGCUGGAGAGAUAGUGUAAGGGUGUGUAUUUCUACAUGAAGAACUUUUCAAAAUGUAAUAAAUUCACAAAGUCACAAAUAAAGUUGAUUGAUCUACUAUGCAUUUUAAAAGCCAUUUCAUCAUCACAUUCUUAUGUAAAAAAAAAAACCAAAAACAAAAACUUCUAGACUUCUUAGAAUCUAACCUAGUGGAGGCAUGCAUUUUUUUUUCCAGACUAUCUACUGACAGAAUGUACUCACCUAUAAUUACAUGGACCUCACAAUACUUUAAAUUAGGUGUAGAACUGGAACAAAGUUGAAGGCACUAAUCCAUCCUUCAUCCUAAGGGAGGGAAGAU